AUGGGAGCCUCCAAGGGAGCAGGACGGAGGGAAUCGCUCUCGCCCAACGUACACGACAAGGCUCGGCAGGCCAGGAUCGACGAGGCCAAGGCGAAGAGGCAGCGCGCGUUAGAGUACGGGAACAGCGCCCUCAAGGCCACCACGCGCGAGGGCCAGCUGAAGGACCUCAAGAAGCAGGUGGGGCAGCAGCAAACUCUACACGGCGACAGCAUCUGUUGCAGGUCGUGGAACGCGCGUUCUUGUGUGUUUGUCAUUCUCGCGGACUUUGUGAGCACCAUUGGCUGCGACCGCGCCACGCUCAUGUUCGUCGACACGCCUGCCCAGGAACUCUUCUUCUUCGACGGGAAUAUGCGGAUCGCUUUUCCCCUUCGGAAAGGCAUCGCCGGACACGUCGCAGCAACGGGCAUGGGGUUGGUCGUUAAUGACCCAUACAACAACGAGCACUUCAACCGCCAGGUAUGGUGCCAGUGCGAGUGA
This is a messenger RNA of Ectocarpus sp. CCAP 1310/34, 477 nucleotides long. The record is from the annotation of a GenBank genome assembly. NCBI's taxonomy places the organism in Eukaryota, Phaeophyceae, Ectocarpales, Ectocarpaceae.